AGUGUACACAGUUCUGCAGGAUCGUCCGCAUAGCGUCCGCAUUUCGCAAAUCCGCCGUCAGUGUACUACGUGUGCGUUUUGCUCUUUCUGCAUGCCAGAGAUUUCACCAGCUUGCUAGCUCCCGCUUCUGUUUUCCCCUCGCCACCACAUUCUAUAGCUGGAUCAGCGGACAUUUGGGGUCCAUUGAUUGAACCUCCCCAAGUUCACCGCUUCAAUGGCACGCGACUUUUGCUGCCCGCUCCAUAGCAAGGGCAGCCUGCUUCAUGAGCGCAGCCGGCCCCGUUGCAGCAGGCGGUUGAAUAGCAGAAAGUUGGCACCAUUGAAUAGUCACGGAGCCUGCGUCAAAAUGCUGUAAGAGAAAGACUGGAGAAUGGCCGCGAGCGGCAGCUCAAUAGAGGCUCAAUGGGAAUGCACCCUCUGCAAGCUCGUAUGCACGAGUCUGAAGAUGCUGACACAGCAUGAGCUGGGGAAGAAGCACGCCAAAGCAGCAGCAAGAGCAGUGCGGGAGAAGAAUGCUGCACCGAUUGGUGGUGUGGACUGUACCGCACAUUUGGGUGCCAAUGUGGGGAUGGAAGCAGGAGCAAAGGGCAAGGGACUUGAAGAAGGCGUGACAGCAAGCGAUGAAGAGCAGACUGAUGGCCCAGGCAUAAUCGACCCAUUCCCUGGGAAAAACGGACCAAUCUGGAGAGUGCCACAUGCUGGCUGCCUUCUCUCAAAAGGAGUCUCAGAAAAGGAGGACUCUCCCAAAGAGGUUGGGACCGCAAGCAUCCCAUUGCAAGCUCCCCCAAACAGCAUCAAUCAUCGCUCGACCCCGGACCCCGCUUCCAAACCGACGACGAUCGUGAUGGACGCUCUAAACUGGCUGGACAAGUUCUGGAACCUGUUCUCUGCACGGCGCGACCCCUGGCGGGAACUCGGGGCUAUGGAAGAGCGCGUGAUGUCGUUCGCCAAAGCCGCACGCGCCUCGGGCCUCGCUCUAGUUGCCGUCAUCGAUGCGGCGACGAAGACCGCCGAGGCGCAGGCCAAGUGGCGGCUCCGCAGGAAUAAGGAGAUUCGUCAAGAAGACAAGCACAUGGUACUCGGCAUCGACGGCUUCUUCUCGGACGUCCUCGAAACCGCAGGCAUCCGCGUCAUCCGGCCCCUCGACGCUGACGCAGAUGACGUCAUCGCGGCCCUCGCCGCGGCCGGGGCCCCCGGCAGCUGCGUGCUGAGCAAGGACAGCGACUUCUUCCGGUACAUACCGCGAGUCCGCGUGUGCAACAACUGGGGAAUUGUGCACGGGAAGCUUCGUCUUGCGUUUGCGGCGCCCGGUAGUACGAGCCGGGCACAUACUCGGGAGAUUGAUUUUACGCUGGCAAAGUGGGCGGGGCAAAGCGUCGGGGACGGCGGGUGCAAGCUGAACCCGAGCCUACGGGGAGGGGAGAUCUGCCGCGGCACGAGCAGCUCUUCCGAUAAGCGGAUGGGGAACCUGCACGGAAUCACGCGGCCGCUGCGCGCGGCGGUGUAUGCGCGGCUAGGGGAGCGGUCGGCAGUGGAGAAGUGGCCGGAGUGGGACGAGACGAGCGGGAUCGUUCUCUGGCAGGAGCGAGAACUAGAGGCGGACGCUUCGCUGGACGGGCUGCUCGACGAUCCCGGGAAGGUCGUGGCUUGGAUAGAGGAGCAGGACGGUAGCUUCGUCGGGGAACGGUGGCGCAAAGUCGAGCGCGCGUUCAACCGGUGCGCGAUUGCUGCUGAGCUGUGUUCUGCGGCCAGUCGAGGGUCGAAACGUCCCUUAGAACUACAACGUUUGUUUACUGAGCGAAAGUUCUGCAUAGGCCAGUGAUACGUGCUAAUCUGCGGAAGAGCCGGUAAUACGUGCUGAUGGUGGCUUUGUGAAAUAGGAGCGUCUUUUGACAAAUACUGUUAAUAAUCAGCGAAAGAACUUCGAAGUGAGAGAGAGCAGAAAUAGAACAGCAGUUUCCGAGAGGAUUGGAGGAGUAGACGGCCCUUGUUUGGGCUUCGCAGGCAGGUAUUGAAUUGAUGAGAGAUGACGAAGCUUUCAUGCGCCGUCGUAUCUCGAUCUGCCCCUUGCAUUCCUUGAGCCCCGCCACUCACAUAGUGUUUGCCAGGAAGUUCCGAAAGUGUCCGUUUUCCAACCGACCGGCCGGGCCCACCAGCAG
Molecule: messenger RNA, 2159 nt
Organism: Klebsormidium nitens
Lineage: Eukaryota; Viridiplantae; Streptophyta; Klebsormidiophyceae; Klebsormidiales; Klebsormidiaceae
Source: the annotation of a GenBank genome assembly